AUGAGGACACAACUCCUUUUCUUUUUGAUACAUUGGUCUGAUUCGUAUAAGUCUCUCUUUUUUUUUUCACUCUGUUAUAAAGUCUCUUUUUUUUUCACUCUGUUAAGUAUCAGUCUCUCUUUUUUUCACUCUUCUCUCUUUUUUUUUCUCUGCUCUAUUUUUUUUCACUCUGUUCGUAUAAGUCUCUCUUUUUUUUCACUCUGCUCGUAUAAGUCUCUCUUUUUUUUUCACUCUGUUCGUAUAAGUCUCUCUUUUUUUUCACUCUGUUCGUAUAAGUCUCUCUUUUUUUUCACUCUGCUCUCUCUUUUUUUCUCUUUUUUUUUUUUCUCUGACAUAGUCUCUCUUUUUUUUCACUCUGCUCGUAUAAGUCUCUUUUUUUUUUUCACUCUGUUCACAUACCUUCACAGUUUUCCUUACUCUCUCUUUCAGAGAUUACCUCUCUUUCUAUCGACACUUCUACCCAAGUGCUCUGUAUCCUUCUGCAUGCAAUCCCUUCUCUCUCUAAGGGAAUAUAAUUACUCAUAUUCUCUCUCUAGUCUCACCAAACGCUUGAUUUGUCUCAGUCUUUCUCCAUCUCCCCAAACAGACACACACUCUCUUCAUCAUUGUCUCACACACAUACAUUGA
Acanthosepion pharaonis is the source of this 627-nucleotide messenger RNA. NCBI's taxonomy places the organism in Eukaryota, Metazoa, Mollusca, Cephalopoda, Sepiida, Sepiidae. The record is from the annotation of a GenBank genome assembly.